Messenger RNA from Oncorhynchus gorbuscha (pink salmon), 984 nucleotides. Its product is annotated as transmembrane protein 244-like. The record is from RefSeq and is a predicted model, not a curated record. Lineage: Eukaryota; Metazoa; Chordata; Actinopteri; Salmoniformes; Salmonidae. The transcript has 6 exons. The coding region runs from base 135 to 587 and encodes 150 amino acids.
AUUACACUGUAACAUCUCAGUAGCCCAGUCACAUACAUUAUUCUCAACAUCAGAAGAACGACAGAUGCAAACCAUGAGAUGGCCUUCAGGGGUAAAGUGGCCGACACGAGGACAGUGCUUGUGCACCUGCUGCUAUGCCUCGUCAUAUUCUACUCUCUCUACUACAUGAUUGGGAGUGUGUGUUUCGGCGCGUUCAGGUGCGACACUUUUCUUUUCCUCUGCGUCCACGUGUGGUUAUUGGGUUGGAUCACUUUGAUGGACUUAUUCCCUUUGACUUUAAGACUGAACCAACCAAUUUGGAGUCCAACUCCAAAUACCUGGUGAACCUGCUGACCAUGGAGUUGACCUAUUUCUGCAGUGGUCUGCUGUUUGCAGCUGUGGUGAGGAGAUGGGUCUGGGACUACGCUCUCACAGUCACACUACUGCACGUACUGCUCACCAGCCUGGUGAUGUUGGAGUUUCCCUUGGUAUGGCAGUGGUGGCUGGCCCUUGGCAGCGGGAUGUUUCUGAUGAUCUGUAACGGUCAGCUGAUAGCUUACUUCACCUGCCAGAGUGACCAGAGUUACCCCACCUUCAACAGCUACUGAGUACGCACGCACGCACACACACACACACACACACACACUGACUAGAGUUCUUUGCAGUGAGUCCAGUGGAAAUGGAGGGAAACCAAAUGUUCCUGUUGACUUGGUUACCGGUUUGAUUGUUGCACAUUGUUUCUGUUGGACCAGCUUCCCAGACACCAAUUGAGCCAAGUGAUUCUCCAAUGAUCAAGCUUUUGAGUCCAGGAAACAGCUCGUAUAUGUCAUAUCUGUAGUAUGUCAUAUCUGUAGUAUGUAAUACCUGUAGUAUGUAAUAUCGGUGGUAUGUAAUAUCUGUGUUCUCUAUGAAUGUCUGACAUAAGAUUAACAAUGUUAAUCAUGUAAUUUAUCAUCUUAGAACUAUUAAACCAGCUGUAACCUCGCAUACCUGGGCUGGCUCUAC